GAGACAUGUGGCGUCUGGUAAUAAACAAUCUUUGUUGAAGAGACAAGACAGACAGAAUGAGUGACUGACAGACAGACAUAGAUCAACUCCCUUUCCUCUCCACUCCACUCCACGGUCGGUCCACCCCAAUCUCUCCACACUCCAUCCCAUGGCCAUGGCUUCUUCAUCAUCAUUCUCCACCAUCCACCCUCGUUCUUUCUCUCUUACCACCCAUAACCACCACUCUUCUUCAACAUCUCUCCCACUCCCAUCUCUCUCCAUCAUCUCCCGCCGUCGUCCACAUUCUCAUUCCAACAGCCUCUUCACUCCCCGUCCUCCCAUAACCGCCAUUUAUGCAUCCACUAACAGUGGUGGCGGAAGCGGAGGAGAAGGCGGUGGAGGAGGUGAUGGUGGCGGCGAUGAUGGUGAAGAAUCAGAGGAUAGGGAUCGAAACAGAGAAGAAGCGUUGCUGGUACUUACGGAGGUAGGGAAGUCAUUGGAGAGUUUGCCAGCGGAUUUAGCGGAAGCCGUUAAAGCGGGACGAGUUCCGGGUUCUAUUGUGAAGAGAUUCUUUGAACUGCAAAAAUCAAGUGUGUUUCGAUGGUUGCUUAAUUUUGGAGGGUUUAGAGAAAGAUUGCUUGCUGAUGAUUUGUUUCUUGCUAAGGUUGCCAUGGAAUGCGGUGUUGGCAUCUUUACAAAGACUGCUGCGGAGUUGGAGAAGCGAAAAGAAAACUUUACCAAAGAACUUGAUUUUGUUUGCGCUGAUGUGGUAAUGGCCAUUGUAGCAGAUUUUAUGCUUGUGUGGCUUCCUGCUCCGACCGUUUCUCUUCGACCACCACCUUCCGUCAGUGCUGGACUUAUUGCUAAAUUCUUCUUCGGCUGCCCUGAAAAUGCUUUUCAGGUGGCUUUGGCUGGAACAUCAUAUUCCCUUAUACAGAGAAUAGGUGCUAUUGUGCGGAACGGAGCUAAGCUAUUUGCAGUUGGGACUGGUGCAUCACUGAUUGGAACUGGUGUAACAAAUGCAUUGAUUAAUGCGCGGAAGGUUGUUGAUAAAUCUUUUGCUGACGAGGCUGAAGAAGUACCAGUAUUAUCAACGAGUGUUGCCUAUGGGGUUUACAUGGCAGUAUCUAGCAACUUAAGGUAUCAAAUUCUAGCUGGAAUUAUCGAACAACGGAUUUUAGAUCCUUUGCUGCACCAGAACAAGCUCAUGUUAAGUGCAAUCUGCUUUGCUGUUAGAACCGGAAACACUUUCUUGGGCUCGCUACUGUGGGUGGAUUAUGCUCGCUGGGUUGGAGUCCAGAAGAUAAGGGAUUAAGGUUUCAAUUGCAAGAUAUUGUGUCAUGAAAUCAAUCGGGUCGAAUGUUGUAUGUUGAUUCAUGAUUGAAAAUCCAUAGUGUUGGUGUGUUGUAUUUUUUAAUGCUCUUGAGAGCGUAGUUAAUUGUAAAAUCAAGCUCCAAGAGUCUUUAGUUAUCACCAUACAUAAUGGCUAGUGAAGGUUAAAGAUCCAUCAACAUUGCUAGCAGGAAUCUGCAAUAUGAGAUAAAGGACAGUUGCUUUUUUUUUUUUUUUUGCGAUAGUCUGAGUGUCGAUUACUUUUGUGCGUGUAUAUUGUUUCUGCUGAAAUUACUUUGAUUGAAAACA
Messenger RNA from Medicago truncatula (barrel medic), 1620 nucleotides. Its product is annotated as protein RETICULATA-RELATED 4, chloroplastic. Bases 149 to 1294 code for a protein of 381 amino acids. The record is from RefSeq and is a predicted model, not a curated record. Lineage: Eukaryota; Viridiplantae; Streptophyta; Magnoliopsida; Fabales; Fabaceae. The transcript is spliced from 8 exons.